Molecule: messenger RNA, 569 nt
Organism: Rhipicephalus sanguineus (brown dog tick)
Lineage: Eukaryota; Metazoa; Arthropoda; Arachnida; Ixodida; Ixodidae
Exons: 5
Coding region: 128-445 (105 amino acids)
Source: RefSeq, a predicted model, not a curated record
GGGCUCACAGGGGCUUUCAGUCCAGCUCUCCUGGAGUUUCUUGCCCGAAGCUUCGUGCGGUACUUCCUCGCUAGUUUGACUGUCUCGCCGUUCGUUUCUCGUUGAGAACACAAUCAGUUCCUCCAAGAUGAAGGUCCUGCUUCUGUGCGGAAUGAUCCUGGCUGGAGCUUUCCUUGCUGAGGCGGCUAGUGGCAGCGAGUUGUGCUCUUUGACCAAUGAAGAAUUCAAGACAUUGUUGAAGUGCAUGGGAGACCACGUCGACCCCGAGUUCAAGGAAACCGUGAAGCAGGUCAUCGGCGGCAAGACGGACAAGGUGUACGAGGUUCUUAAGAAGCAGUGCGAGGCAGGAGUGGACUUUGGCGCUCUGCUGACUUCCGUGUUCUCGGAGAAUGUAGCGACCUCUGUCCGGAGUGCCUACGCUGCAUGCAAACCACUCAAGAAUUGAAGGAUUUUUCUGAAGCCAACGAACCGUAAAACGAAGAGUUCAGCACAGUUAAACGCCGGAAUUAAAUUAAAAAAGUGAUGCAGACUUGUGUCUUCCGUGCCUCAUUUAUCAAUUAUUAAAGCAG